Rasamsonia emersonii CBS 393.64 is the source of this 1089-nucleotide messenger RNA. Its product is annotated as RAB geranylgeranyl transferase alpha subunit. The transcript is spliced from 3 exons. The coding region runs from base 1 to 1089 and encodes 362 amino acids. The record is from RefSeq and is a predicted model, not a curated record. Gene Ontology annotation, cellular component: cytoplasm; Rab-protein geranylgeranyltransferase complex. Gene Ontology annotation, molecular function: Rab geranylgeranyltransferase activity. Lineage: Eukaryota; Fungi; Ascomycota; Eurotiomycetes; Eurotiales; Trichocomaceae. Gene Ontology annotation, biological process: protein geranylgeranylation.
AUGGCCAUGUCAGAGUCAACGGAUCAGUCUGGGGCUGACCAGAUUGUGACCAUUAUCGAAACAGAUCUGGAGUUCCUAUUUCCGCUUUUACGCAGAUUUCCCAAGUGCUACUGGAUCUGGAACUAUCGGAUGUGGCUUCUCGAUGAGGCCAAACGCCUGCUUCCAGAACCAGUUUCUCGUAGAUUCUGGCAAAAUGAGCUCGUCUUAGUGGGCAAAAUGCUCAAUGCUGACAGCCGAAAUUUUCAUGGCUGGGGUUACCGGCGCUUUGUGGUGAAGGCGUUGGAGGACCUCACGCCUGACGAGAGCAUGACCCAGAGCGAACUGGACUACACGACGAAGAUGAUCGGAGCGAAUCUCUCCAACUUCUCUGCUUGGCACAACAGAACAAAACUGAUACAGAAGCUGCUCAACGAGAAAUCGGCAUCCGACGAGGAGCGGAAGAAAAUGCUCGAUGAGGAAUUAAAACUCGUUCACCGCGCCCUUAUUGAUCCGUAUGACCAAUCUCUGUGGUUCUACCACCAGAACCUGAUGGCUACCUUUGAUCCCACACUUUCAGCCCAAACGAUAGCCCCGAAUUUGUCCAAUGCUGAGCGACUGGAGUAUAUCCAGAAGGAGAAGGAAGCAAUUGAAGACAUGCUCGAUGGAGCCGAAGACUGUAAAUGGAUCUACCAAGCUCUCAUCUAUUGCAACCUCGUGGCUGCCAAGAUCGAGGGAACCAUGUCGCCCGAAGCCAAAGCCGAUUUAACGACCGUAAGGUCCGAUAUACGUAUGUACGUACGUGCAUCAUCAGCAGAUCAAGCAUUCGAGUUGUCAAUGGGGCAUUCCGCAGGAAGGGUACAGUACACGUAUCCGACAUCCGUUAUUGUUGAGAAUGUCGAUAACCUCCAGCGCGGCCAUGAUCAGACUGCGUCGCUACGCGCAUUCUUUUUCCGUGCCAUCGAAGACCGAAAUGAGAGGGUGUACAAUCAUGAUCUGCUCCAUGCCCAUGGGUGGGUCAACAGGCCGUUGAGAUCCAGAUCGCAGCAACGCCAGCAAAUAAUGAUGGAUAUAUCACCCGUCUUCUCGUCGAUGGGAGUGGAGCUCGGCUAG